Sphenostylis stenocarpa is the source of this 3297-nucleotide messenger RNA. NCBI's taxonomy places the organism in Eukaryota, Viridiplantae, Streptophyta, Magnoliopsida, Fabales, Fabaceae. The record is from the annotation of a GenBank genome assembly.
AUGCACAAACUUUCAUCUGAUAUAAAAACCAGAGAGCGACCGUCGGCGAGCUUACUCGCCGGAAAUUCGCUCUUUCUCGUCGGAGCUACCGGAACUUUAAUUUCUCCCGAUUGUACCUUCGAAUUGGGGUUAUUUUUGACGCGGCUCCUUUUCAAGGAGCCGUUUGCGCGUAAUUAUUCGUCGCUUUUCCUUUUUUUUAGCGUUUCAGAUUACAAUGCAGAGGGGAAGAGGUUCCUGUUGCGGCGGAAGGCAUGGGAUCUCUUCUCCCUGAAAAUCCUGUGUUCUGGAGCGUCGAGAGAUUCGGUUUUUUUGUUGUAUUCCAAUUCAGAAGGGGCGGAGGGUGGUGGUGAUUUAGCAAGGGAGAAAGUUUUCAGUAUUUUCCGGACAAGCUGCAGAAUGCCUUCUGAAGUAAUGGAGAAGAGGGGUGUGUCUACCUCAUCCCACUUUUUGGAUGACAUUUCCUAUGCUUCUGAGAAGAAUAUUGGAUUACGGAAGCCAAAAUCUAUUCAUGACCAUUUUCUACAGGGGAAGAGUGAAAUGGUAGCGUCAACUGAUAGUAUUUUGAAUACUUCAUCACCUCGUGCAACAAGUGCAAAAACCGGGUUGCCAAUGUCUCAGACUACUCUAUCUGGGGAAAUUACUGAAGACCUACAGUUUGGUAGAGAAGCAGGCACUAUAGAGAUGCUGAAUGAUUCCACAGAAUCAUUUAAUUAUAUUAAGAGGUCAUGGUCUAAUUUGCAUAGGCAGCCAGCAUCUAGCUCAUAUGGUCUAAUUGGGAGUAAGAUUGUCACCAAUGCUGCCUCAAGUGAAAGUAGUCUAUUUUCAAGCUCGCUGUCUGAAAUGUUUAGCCAAAAGUUGAGGUUUUUGGGGAAUGGAGUGCUGUCUGAUCAACCCAUUACUAUUGGUUCCCGUCCUGAGGAAGAACCGCAAAAAUCUCUUGAAAUUGAGGCUGACACGAUUGGAAAUCUCCUUCCUGAUGAAGAUGACCUGUUUUCUGGAGUCACUGACGAAUUAGGAAGUAGUACUCGAGCCAGAAUGAAUGAUGAUUUUGAAGAUUUUGAUUUGUUCAGCAGCAGUGGAGGCAUGGAAUUGGAAGGAGAUGAACAUCUAAUUUCUGGAAAAAGAACCAGUUUUGUGGAUGAAGAUCCUGAUUAUUUUGGAGUUUCUAAAGGAAAAGUUCCUUUUGGUGAACAAUCUUCUAGAACACUUUUUGUUAGAAACAUCAAUAGCAAUGUUGAAGACUCUGAGCUUAAGGCUCUCUUUGAGCAAUAUGGAGAUAUCCGAACCAUAUACACUGCCUGCAAGCAUCGUGGGUUUGUAAUGAUUUCUUAUUAUGAUCUAAGGGCAGCACAAAAUGCAAUGCAAGCACUUCAAAAUAGGUCUUUGAGAUCUAGGAAACUCGAUAUACAUUAUUCAAUUCCAAAGGGCAAUGCUCCAGAGAAAGAUAUUGGCCAUGGUACACUGAUGAUAUCUGAUCUUGAUUCAUCUGUCUUGAAUGAUGAACUUAAACAUAUUUUUGGUUUUUAUGGAGAAAUCAGAGAUAUCUAUGAAUGUCCACAAUUAAAUCAUGUCAAAUUUAUCGAAUUUUAUGAUGUCCGAGCUGCAGAAGCUUCUCUUUGUGCAUUGAAUGGGAUCUGCUUUGCUGGGAAGCACAUUAAGCUUGAACCUGGCCUUCCCAAGUUUGCAACAUGUAUGAUGCAGCAGUCUCAGAAGGGACAAGAUGAACCUGGUCUUGGUCAUAGUCUUAGUGAAAGCAUUUCCUUUAGACAUAAGGCAGGAGUGUCAUCUGGAUUUAUUGCAUCUGCUGGCAGCUUGGAAAAUGGAUAUAAUCAGGGAUUUCAUUCUGCAACACGGCUAUCUGCUUUCGUUGAUAACUCACUAUUUAAUAUGAAUUCUAACAUUCACAAAACCUCAAGAGGGGCAUCGACUGGAAAAGUAUCUGGUGUUUUUGAGGCCAAUAACACUAUUGACGCAAUGAAAUUUGCAUCUGUUUCAAGGUUCCAUCCUCAUUCUUUACCUGAAUAUCGCGAUAGUUUAGCUAAUGGCAGUCCUUACAACGUCUCAAGUACCAUUAGCAUGGCUGCCAAGAUUGGAACUGGGUCAACAGAAUCAUCUGGCAGCAGGCACAUUCAGGGAAUAAACUCAAGUGGGAACCUAGCAGAGUUUAAUGGAGGAGGAAAUGGAAACCGCCCCAAUCAUGGACUUUAUCAAAUGUGGAAUGGCUCCAACUUGCAACAGCAACAGCAACCUCCCUCAAAUGCCAUGCUUUGGCAGAAAACACCAUCCUUUGUUAAUGGUGCUUGUUCUCCAUGUCUCCCACAGAUACCCAGUUUUCCUAGAACACCUCCCCAUGUGCUUAGAGCAUCACAUUUAGACCAUCAAGUAGGAUCAGCUCCGGUUGUUACAGCCUCGCCCUGGGAAAGACAACAUUCUUACCUGGGAGAGUCACCUGAUGCUUCUGGUUUUAGAUUGGGUUCUGUAGGAAGUCCAGGCUUUCAUGGUAGCUGGCAGUUGCAUCCUCCUGCUUCUCACAACAUAUUUUCUCAUGCUAGUGGAAAUGGUACAGAAUUGACGUCAACUGCUGGGCAGGGCUCUCCUAAGCAGCUAUCAAACGUUUUCCCUGGGAGACUUCCAAUGAAUUUGGUUUCUAAAUUUGAUUCUACCAAUGAACGAAUGAGAAACCUCUAUCCUCGGAGAAGCGAACCAAACACUAACAACAAUGCAGAUAAAAAACAAUAUGAACUUGACCUAGGUCGCAUAUUGCGUGGGGAUGACAACCGAACAACACUCAUGAUAAAAAAUAUUCCCAAUAAGUAUACAUCAAAGAUGCUUCUUGCUGCGAUAGAUGAACAAUGUCGAGGAACAUAUGAUUUUCUGUAUUUGCCAAUUGAUUUCAAGAACAAAUGUAAUGUUGGCUAUGCAUUCAUCAAUAUGAUUGAUCCUGGUCAAAUUAUUCCAUUCCACAAGGCUUUUAACGGGAAAAAAUGGGAGAAGUUCAACAGUGAAAAGGUAGCAGUACUCGCAUAUGCCAGAAUUCAAGGAAAAGCUGCUCUUAUUGCUCAUUUUCAGAAUUCAAGCCUGAUGAAUGAAGAUAAACGUUGCCGCCCUAUUCUUUUCCAUACAGAUGGCCCAAAUGCUGGCGAUCCAGAGCCUUUCCCCUUGGGUAACAAUAUUAGAGUGAGGCCUGGAAAAUCUCGCGCUAAUGGUAGUGAGGAGAACCGCAGCCAAGGGAUUCCUUCAUCUUUGGCAAGUGGAGAAGAGUAUGGGUCCUCGAGCUCUUCAAAAAACUCUGACUGA